Molecule: messenger RNA, 555 nt
Organism: Vicia faba (fava bean)
Lineage: Eukaryota; Viridiplantae; Streptophyta; Magnoliopsida; Fabales; Fabaceae
Source: the annotation of a GenBank genome assembly
AUGGCAUUCAGAAGCAAUGAGAUGCUACUAAGCAUGUUCUUUGUUGUAUUGUCUCUUUGGGGUGUGACAAUGGCACAAACUGACUCAAGUUGCACCAAUGUGUUCAUAAGUCUUUCUCCAUGCCUUGACUACAUCACAGAACAAACUUCCACUCCUUCCUCUACUUGCUGCUCACAGCUUGCUUCUGUUAUGGGGUCACAACCACAGUGUCUAUGCGAGGUUGUUAAUGGCGGUGCUGCUUCGUCUAUUGCUGCUAGUUUUAACAUCAAUCAAACUCGCGCUUUAGCACUUCCAACUGCUUGUAAUAUCCAAACACCUCCUAUCAACACUUGCACCGGAUCAAUUUCUUCUUCGUCUCCUCCGGCAGGUAUUUCUGUUUCCAACAUUCCGAAUUCUCCUUCAGGGAGUUUUUCAUCAACUACCGGAAGCAGUGGAAGUAUUCGUGGCUCGUCGGUAUCUUAUAGAACAUCAUCAAGUUCUGGAAAAUUACAAUGUUCUUUGUUUGUUCUGGUUAUCUUUGCAAAGUUCACAUUCAUAUUCAUGACCACUACUUAG